AUGAGUGAAAGAGGCAACUUUAGACCAAUUUCUAUCCUGGUUAUUCUCUCAAAAAUCCUUGAAAGACAUGUGUUUAAUUCAUAUUUGUUAUAUUUAACUGAGCAUGAAAUUCUAUCCGAUUACCAACAUGGAUUCAGACCUGGCCACUCGUGCGAAACGUCAUUAAACAUGAUUUACGAAUACCUUGUUAACAAUAUUGUUAAUGGAGAAAUUAACGGUGUUUUGAUGCUUGACUUUUCCAAAGCCUUCGAUUUAGUGGAUCAUAAUAUUUUGCUCCAAAAAAUCCACGCGUACGGGGCUACUGACCUAACCCUAAAAUGGUUCGCCUCGUAUCUUGAAGGACGAACUCAACAGGAGCAAAUUAACGAAGUCCUUUCUGAACCUUUAACAAUUAUUACUGGGGCCCCUCAGGGUUCUAUUCUUGGCCCGUUACUAUUCUUAAUAUUUAUCAAUGAUCUUCCAUCUUUUCUUACUACCUCUCAUCCUUCUCUUUUUGCGGAUGACUCAACUCUUUUAGCCCAUGGCUGUGAGCUACCUGAUAUCAAAGCUUCUUUGUCGACUGAUUUGUGUAUUACCUCUAAUUGGGCGAGAAGCAACCAUAUGGCUUUAAAUUUUAGCAAAACCAAAUUCAUGAAAAUUUAUUCAAAGCGUAAGUAUUCACAGCUUGAUUAUGAUAGCAUACUUUAUAAGGAUUUUUGGAUUGAAGAAAUUACUUCUGGCAAACUUUUAGGUAUCUUACUGGAUAACAAUCUCUCCUGGGACAACCAAGUGGAUAAGAUAUAUAAAUACCUUAAUUCCAGGCUUUAUCUGUUUAAGCGUAUUUGCCCAGCCCUUCCACUGAAAUGUAGAAUUAAGUUUUACUAUGCUUUUAUCUACCCCCAUUUACUUUAUGGCAUCACUAUUUGGGGCAAUGCACGCAAUGAGCUUAUCGACCCUUUGCUUAAACUUCAAAAAAGAGCAGCCAGAUUGGCUUUGGACGAGAGUAUGUCAACUCCUUCUGUUAAUCUGUUCCGCAAACUGGAAUGGAUUCCCAUCUACAACUUAAUCAAGAUGCGAAAAAUUUUACUCGUU
Molecule: messenger RNA, 1071 nt
Organism: Paramuricea clavata
Lineage: Eukaryota; Metazoa; Cnidaria; Anthozoa; Malacalcyonacea; Plexauridae
Source: the annotation of a GenBank genome assembly